Trypanosoma grayi is the source of this 1062-nucleotide messenger RNA. RefSeq lists its product as hypothetical. The transcript has a single exon. The record is from RefSeq and is a predicted model, not a curated record. NCBI's taxonomy places the organism in Eukaryota, Euglenozoa, Kinetoplastea, Trypanosomatida, Trypanosomatidae. The coding region runs from base 1 to 1062 and encodes 353 amino acids.
AUGCGCCGCGUAGCCGUCGCCCGUUACGUGAGCUGCCUGGCGCCGCUGUUUUCUUGCGGUGUUCGCCUGCCGGCGCGUGUGUGGCUUUCGUCGCAGAGCAAACCGGGGCACUCCGACGACGAUGCGCUUGGCGCUGAGGACCCGUUCAAGGCGGUGGGAGAGGCCCUGAAGCAGCAACAGCAGGGGCAGGCAGCGAAGGAGAAGCAGGUGCUUCCGGAUGAAAUCGACCCGGUCGCGUCAGCAGUGAACCGGCGACGCAAUCGCCGCAAGCGCAGCGUGGAUUCCAUCUUUGGCGACGUCCUCCACGAGGCCCUGAAGCUGCGUGACAUGGGACACAAGCCCGACGCGGACUUUGUGUACAAGCGCACGCAGGAGCGCAUGUAUGAGGAAGAGUACGGUCACAAGCCGCCAAGUGCAAAGGACCAUGCGGCGAAGUAUAUCCCGUUUCCGCCAGACCUCAGCCUCAACCGCCUCCUUCCGCUGGAGGAGAUGGUUGGCGACGACCCGUGGCCGGAACGCGCCAUCACCGCUCAGAACCCCGUUUGGACGCAGAAGCAGGUGGAAGAAGACCGUAUAGCGAACGGUGGCGCCAAACUGCGGGCGUGGGAAAAGUCGAUGUUUGCUCCUCGCGACGGCUUCGACCCUACGGGGGAGUUCAUGGACGCCAUGGACGAACUGGCGUACUGGGAAGAGCGCUUCGUGAAGUUUAUCAGGGAGGCACCGCUAUCGCAGCGUCGAACGCUGCCACUCCUGCACGAACUCUAUCGGUACAUCACUCACCGACUCAUACGGGCGGAGCGACGGUACAUUGGGACGCGGGACGUGGCUUUGUCGAAGGCUCACGCCUCACCAUCGGUGUACAAAAUGACAGAAGGCAACGUCGAUCGCAUCCGUGCGCUCUACGCGGAGACGCACCGCUCCCUGUCAAGCCCCAAUUACGACCCUGCACGCAUGAAGAAGUCGGCGACCGGGCCGUUGCUUCAGAUGAGUGAGGCCGAGUUUGCGGAGUGGCGGAAUGUCAGGAAGCAUCAAAGGAAUCGACUCGUGGCGGAGAUCGUGUAG